AUGGGGUCUGGGGCAGAGGAGAAGCUGGAGUCGGUAGCCCUUGGACAGUUGGGCGACCAUGGGACAUGGAGUAGGCUUCUGGCAGUUAUCUUGAGGGUGCCUGAAUGCUUUCUCUCCACAGAAUGGAUUGAACGCCAGCGUGCCAAUAACAGAAUUUAUUAUUAUCACCGGAAAUUCCGCCGCGUCCCAGAGCUGACCGAGUGUUUGGAGGAUGAUGUCGUCUGCCACUACGAAGCAGAGAUGCAGUGGAAGAGAGAUUUCUUGGUUGACCAACAAAUUCUGAAGAUAAUAAAGGACCGAGUGGGUCAUUGCAAGGCACUGCACGGAGAGAACGCUGAUCAGAAAUGUGCAAAGGAGGUCCAGCACUAUAAAGAUGUAAUCAAGAUUUACUGGAAUAAAUAUGGUGAUCUCGGCGCCUACGGAACAGCUCGCAAAUGCUUAAUGAAGCAGAAAGAGCAGAUGAUUGCCGAAAGGAAAGCCAGGAAAGCUGCUGAAGCCGAGGUGGCAGCCGAGGAAUAAAGCAAACUGCUACUGGAUCACGACCAUUUGGAAUUGAUUUCCAGUGCAGUCCUCUUUUCUUGUAGCAGAUUAAAAUCACAGUGAGUUCUCACAGAAGUGUUAAAACCUGUACAGACUCAGUGGUGCCGGGGAAAAAUAAACCUACUUGACUAUC
Messenger RNA from Pogona vitticeps (central bearded dragon), 673 nucleotides. The record is from RefSeq and is a predicted model, not a curated record. NCBI's taxonomy places the organism in Eukaryota, Metazoa, Chordata, Lepidosauria, Squamata, Agamidae.